GUCACCAUCAUUACUCCCACCCACCACUUCCACACUCUCCUUCGUGAACGACAUGUCAGCAGCCUUCCGCGCCCUCUCUCUGGGCGUAGGAUCCUUCGACAAGUCCCGCUUCGGGCCACAGGUCGACGUCUUCGAUCGACAAGAGAGGCAGGAUCAGGGUAGCCAGCAGCCUUCAUCGGUGGCUGGACCUUCUACUCUCCCCGCCGAGCUUGACUUCUUUGGCAGCAGCAGCGGCAGCAAUGCCAAAGGGCUUCCAUCUGCCCACAGCGUUCGGUCCGGAGCCGACGGUGAUAUCGGAGAAGAGCUGAAAAAGUCAAACAAGAAGCGCAAGAGGGAACUUGCUGCGAAGCAGGUGCCAUCUCUCGAUUCCACGACACUCAAGGCCUAUCUGCGGAAGCAUCGGCUGAACAUCUCUGGUACAGAUUUCCCCCGUCCACUCGUAUCUUGGGCAGAAGCGGGUCAGAGGUAUGGCAUUCCAGACUGGAUGAUUAGUGAGCUGGAAAGCAGGGGCUGGGAUCUCACGGGUGUACAGAGAGCAGCUUUGUCCAUUGCAUUCGAGCGUCGAGAUCUCCUUGCAAUGGCGCCGACUGGAUCAGGAAAGACUCUUGCCUACUUGCUGCCCCUUGUUCAUCAGAUCUACAAGGAUCGCGCAGCUCGCGCUGGAAGUAAGAAGGCCCCUUCGCCAGGUCCGAGAGCUCUUAUUCUAUCACCCACGCGAGAGCUGGCAACGCAGAUUUACGACGAGACUCGCCGCCUUUUGCAAGCCAGUCCAGAAGGGCAGGAAGAGGCUGCCAGGAGCCGUCCUGGUGCUAUUGUAGGGAAGAAGGCAAGCAAAGGAGUCCGGAUCGCGCUCUUGACAGGAGGAGAGCGCAUCAGAGCUGUGGAAGAGGCGGAGAAGGAGGCGAGCACAGGUGGGCAGGGAGCCAAGUUCGAUGUCCUGAUCUCCACGCCUCUGAGACUGGUACAAGCCGUAGAGGUAGAGGGCUGGAGUCUAGCCAAUGUGACUCAGGUGAUUCUAGAUGAAGCCGAUACGCUCCUCUCAGCGGCCUUCCUCAAACAGACGGAUCUUCUGCUAUCCCUCUGCACCUCUCCCUCGUUGCAGAAGUCUCUCUUCUCCGCCACUCUCCCAUCAUCCGUGGAGACCUUGAGCAAGUCAUUUCUCGCUCCAGACUACAUCCGAGUCAUUGUGGGAGCCAAGGACUCUUCCUCUGAGGAUGUAUCGCAGAAGCUCAAAUACGUGGGAACGGAGGAAGGCAAGCUUCUCGAGCUGAGAACAAUGCUGAAGAUGGGAGAGGUGAAGCCGCCCACGCUACUCUUUGUGCAGUCCAUCGAGCGUGCCAAGGACUUGUACAAUGAGUUAGUCUAUGACGGCUUGCGCAUCGACACAGUUCAUUCGGACCUCUCGCGCACGCAGAGAGAAGGUGUCAUCUCCUCUUUCAAGCGAGGCGAGAUCUGGCUACUGAUCUGCACCGAGGUCCUCUCCCGUGGACUGGACUUCAAGGGUGUAGAGCUAGUUCUCAACUACGAUUUCCCGCUCAGUACGGAAUCUUACAUUCACCGCAUCGGACGUACUGGACGUGCUGGUCGAAAAGGUCGAGCGGUCACCUUUUUCACAAAGGAGGACGCGCCCAACCUUCGCUCGAUUCUGAACAUCAUCAAGCAGAGCAACCCAGAAGCCGCGACGGAGGGGAACAUCCCGCAGUACUUGCUCAAUUUGCCAAAGGUGGGGAGGAAGGAGAAGAGGAGAUUGAAGAGAAAGGUAGUGGAGAGACAGAGCGUCGGAGAAGCUUCUGGUAGUCGGGUCAAGGAGCUGGAUGAGAAGGAGAGGAGAGAGGGGCGGAGAUUGAUGGAGAAGAAGGGCAGGACAGAGGCGAAAGCUGGGCAGCAAAAGAAGAAGAACAAGAGUCAGCAGAGUGAGGCUGUCUCGAGCGAUGAGGACGAGAGCGACUAGUCUGUUCUUGAUCGCAGUCACUUGUUCUCCUACAAUCAGAAAUGACAAUUUCCUUUCGCUGUUACUCUGGUAUAUAGGUGACAUGAUUUUUUGGUGACUGACUCUAUGCAAGAUUCGCGCCUUGCUCUGCUUCAAGGAUGGUAGAGCUGUUGUUGCUUGAGUCUCUCCCUCUCCAAUUUGUCCAUUAGUUCUUCAUCGUCCUCUUCGUCCCACCC
Molecule: messenger RNA, 2166 nt
Organism: Microstroma glucosiphilum
Lineage: Eukaryota; Fungi; Basidiomycota; Exobasidiomycetes; Microstromatales; Microstromataceae
Product: P-loop containing nucleoside triphosphate hydrolase protein
Exons: 3
Coding region: 53-1951 (632 amino acids)
Biological process (GO): maturation of SSU-rRNA
Molecular function (GO): RNA helicase activity; nucleic acid binding; ATP binding
Source: RefSeq, a predicted model, not a curated record